Molecule: messenger RNA, 2011 nt
Organism: Carassius auratus (goldfish)
Lineage: Eukaryota; Metazoa; Chordata; Actinopteri; Cypriniformes; Cyprinidae
Exons: 10
Coding region: 822-1682 (286 amino acids)
Source: RefSeq, a predicted model, not a curated record
UACGCAGGUUAUCUGAACAUGAACAGAGGGGCUGUGAUUUUGAUUCACCCAUUGAGCAGGAACCCUUUUUAAAAUCUCCACAUCAUGAUGGGCCAGUACCAGAGGGCCUUUUGGAAAAUAUCAGUCAGUUCAAGCAGUUGAUAGCCGAUGGUGUCACUCUAAAAACAUCAAGUAAAGAUGACUGCAUUGUCAUUGACGGGAACGUUGUUUCUGUGCAAAACAUAGUUAGUCAUGAAGACAAAGUGUAUGCCAUGUACCAGGAGUAUAGAGUCAAAGAAGCACUUUACAGUUACCCACUCGACUCAAGGGAACUGGGAAUAUACAUCGUCUCUCAUUUGUCUCCUGUGAUGCACUGUGUAGAGAUGGUUAAGCCUGUGCAAAAGUGUGUGCGGUUGCCCUUGGGAGACAAGUUUGCAGUGUUCCCUCUUCCUCACACAAAUUAAUCUGAAGCACUUGUCUAGUCUUUGUACAAAGUGUAUUAUAGUUGAUCGUUGUAGCAUCCUUUUAUUUAUAAUAUCUUUAGAGUUUUACUGGCUAAUCAGUUUACUUUUUUAUCAGGAGAUGUUUCUCAUUGUUAUUUUUGAAUCUACUAAUGAAGUGGAAGUAGUCCCUGACAUUUGGGUGAAAAAUAACACCUGUUUGUGGCCACCGUACAAACGUGAAGAAACUGUAAAAGCAGUGAAAUCACAGGAACCACCUGGAGCACGUUGGAUUCCCUACAAAUUACAUAUGAAGAAGCAAGACUCAAACUGCCAGAGGCUGAACGAUUCACAGAUUUGACAGAUUCAGAAGACUCUCCACUCAAACGUAGACGGAGAAGAAUGAAGAAGAAUGUAGUCCUUGAAGAGGAAGACAGUGAAAGUGAGAGGCAGCAAGCAUCCACACUACCCAGCCCUCCCAAAAUGGCUUCUGCAAAGAAGCGGCCUUAUUCACUCUCCCUGCUUUCACAGUCGUCUCCUACAGCCGUCAACGUAGGAUGCUCAGGCAAUGAAAGGACUGCUGUCAGUGAAUUGUGCUCCGAAAGAAGGUGCAACAUAACACCUACCCCACUGUCAAGAAUUAGAGAGGAUGUUGAUUCUCUCAGUGGAGGAAACAUCACACCAUCCCAGGUCAGAACUGACCAUUCCGGCAUAUUGAUUAAUAGAAGAACCACAGCUACACCAACUCAUGACCAAAAUGCAGACUUCAGUGAAUCUGUGAUACGAACCAUCCUGACCAAUCAAGAAGUCAUCAAAGAUCAGAUGGGCAUUUUGGUGAAGCUAGUUCAUCAGUUAAAGGGGACUGCAGAAGAGAGCCCAUCUCUACCACCGGAAACCCUUCCGGUUGCAACCCUUCAAGAGCUUCUGGUUUUGGAGGGAAAGCUGCUUGAUCAAGAAUUCAAGAAAACUCUGACGAUUACCUUGGCACAAAGAGGAGGUACAGCCGUUAAGGACACUGUUUGGAGAAUGAUGGGAUACCUCUUGACCAAUGAACUUGCCAGACAGAUGAAUUGGAAAGGAGCCAAUGGCAAGGCAGCCUUCAAGAACCUUAUUCUAAGAGGGAUAAUCAAUGAGGCUGUACGAAGAAACCGACUUACAGCAACAACAACAGAUCAAGAAACUGAACUGUGGAUUAAAAGGUGGCUCCAUCUUGCUGGAGACAGAGAUGGAGGACGCCGUGCCAGGCAGCGAACUGAUAACUGAUGUAACCGAGACAGUCUACUUGUUGAGAACAAUGCUAUAGUUCAGCAUACUUUCAGCUACAUUAAUUGUUGUGACAAAUUUAAAGUUUAAUUUGUUUUGUUAACUUUGUUCAAUGUGGCUUAGUUUUAUUCUGUUUUCAGCCAUUAUAAUGGGUGUUUUUUGCAUUGGAGCAACCAUCAAAAAAUAUAUUUAACGCUAGGCAGAGGUGCUGUCAUUUCGUGAACACAAGUUGAUUGUGACAGAGGACAUUAGACACUAUUUUUUCCCAAAACUUACAAGGGGGAAUGCAAACGUUGUUCCACAGGAGCUCACGGACUGCAGAUGUGCCC